AUGGAGAAUCCGACCGUUAGUGGAUUGAGGUCAAGGUCCCGAUCGAAGACGCCGUUUUUACGUUCAAGCUGUGACCGGGACAACUGCUUGGAAACUGAAGAGCAUUCCCACCAAAAGUCAGGACGCAAAACUCCGAUUAAAAGGAGCACACCUAUUAAGCAGCUAAAACCACCCUCAAAAAAAGGCAGCAUAGAUUCAGUACAAGAAGUUGAGGAGACUCCAGCUCAUCGCACAAGACAGGCAACUAAGACGCUUAUCAAGACAUCCGAUUAUUCCUCUGAAGAGAGCUUGGAUAGAGUGAAAGCACAUAGGAAGGAAAUUUAUCAGAACGAAAUCAACAGUCAGUAUGAGAGCGUGUCCAGCUCUCGCCACUACAGCACGCUAGCUGACGUCACUCUAAGUCCAAUCAACACGCACAAUGUGACGCACGACAGGUCAUCCCGAAUCGGUAGUCCGACAUACAGCGCAUGCUCCACGGACAGCUCGUUCGCUGAACAAGCCUUAGCUGAUGCGAGCGCCCUUCUCGACAGAGAUCCUAGUUCAGACCACCUACCUUACAGAUUGUACAAGAUGGCAGGCGAGUACUGGAACAAAUACCCGAAAACAGACUACACCUACUCGCCCAUGUCCCGGGACAGAGUGGAGCUGGCUCCAGGUCAAGUGGCCGUCCCCAAUAUGUCUCGACGAUCCCUCUCGCAGUUCAGGCUUCAAGGCCCCAACUCGGUGGAUGAACCGGACAAAAUGAUGUCCACCUGGUCGAGCACUACCACAAGAAAGCGGUUCACGACGAUAGAGAGUUCAGACGACGAAGGCCCAUACAUCGGUAAUGGGGGGUACGCUGUCAAGGAGGAGCGCUGGUGGUUCACACAACUCUUGACUUCCAUCCUGACAACCAUCACAAACAGCUCUCGAAACGCCUAUAGAAAAAUCGUGGGCCCAUCGCAUAGAUAUCCUUACACUGACAGGAGACCGGCUAAAGCCGGAAUUAUGUCACGGACUGCAAGUGUAGCGGCUGCGCCGUUUUUCUGGAUCUACACGAUCAUCAAGACGAUGGUUACGACAACGGUCACUACAGUUACUGAAACGAUUUUACCGAGUAAAUCGAUGCAAACGGAGAAAUAUCGUGCAGCGAGUUAUCAGGAGAAAUCUGCAAAUCGUAAGCUCUGGCCUCUGUUGCUGCUGCUGCUUCCUGUGCUUGGCUAUGGAUUGCACUACUCGUAUGAAAACAUGGAUGAUAUUAUCAUACCGAACUUUAGCGAUAUUUAUAUAGAUUUGUCUGAGUUCACCGCUAAAUCCCUGCAAACUUACAAGCCGACAUUGCCCUCACUGCCCAAGAUCUCCCUGCCAGAGAUUAACUUGACGUUACCCAAAAUCGAUUUGGCGCCCAAGAUGGCGGACGUGUCGAAAACGUACACCGUAUACAAGGACGCGGUCCAGAAUAGGAUGGUGGAUGUCUCCGAUUAUAUGCAAGUGGUUGCGGAUAGUUGUUGGGAGGAAAUACGCCGGUACUGGAGUGAUUAUAAAUACAGCCCGCCCAGCCUCAACGAUACAUACACGCCGCCAGUACUCAACCCGGAUGCUGAUUUGAGCAAACGAGUGACCGCGCUCGAGAAUUGGGCGAUCAAUGUCGACAAUCGAUUGAAGUUAUUCGAUGCCAAACUAUCGAAAUUCGACGAUCUAGAAUCGAGGGUCGAGCGGUACUCGUUCGAGCAUUUGCAGCAGAAUUUGAUUCAGAUCCUCUCUGUUAACGAGAAUAGUGAAGCGGUGGCUGGCAAGCUGAAGGAAUACUUCGAUAAGAGUUAUAUCAAGAGGGACGAGAUGCAAAUGCUGAGUCAGCAGAUUCAUGACAGGUUGAUAACGUCGUGGAAGCCCGACAUGAGCGAGGAUGAUAUACGGAAACUGGUGCAGGGGCAUUUAUUAUCAGUGGAGAGACGGCAGAUGGAGAUGAUAGUUGAGAAGGUGAAGGAGUACGUGGGGAGGAUGGCAGUGGCAGCGCCGGCGGAUCACCCUGAGUCCUAUGAUGGAGAGGAGAUACGACGGCUUGUAUCGAGCAUGCUUGAGAUAUACGAUGCUGACAAGACUGGAUUGGUGGAUUACGCGUUGGAAUCUGCAGGUGGUCAAGUAAUAUCAACCAGAUGCACUGAGCUCUACCAGAUCAAGACGAAGCAGUACUCUAUCCUAGGUUUGCCGGUAUGGUGGGUUUACACCUCGCCGCGUUACGCUCUUACCCCGGGGAAUAUGCCAGCGGAAUGCUGGGCUUUCCAGGGAUUUCCGGGUUACUUGGUUAUACGCACGUACGCAAUUAUAGAAGUGACAGGCUUUUCUUUGGAACACAUGUCGCGGCUGCUCGCCGCUGAAGGGAAAAUUGAGUCUGCGCCUAGAAACUUCUCCGUUUACGGUCUCCACGGUGAACUAGACCCCGAACCUCAUCUUUUCGGAAACUACGUAUACGACGGCAACAGCACAGCGAUACAGUACUUCCCCGUCCAAUACCCAAAAACAACAAACAUAGGGGGCGUGGAAUACCCGGUCGCUUACGACAUUGUGGAAUUGCGGGUGGAGAGUAACCAUGGCAACCCGACGUACACCUGCGUCUACAGAUUCAGGGUACAUGGCAACCCGUUGAACGACAUCCGACAAGCCACAGAGGACAGCAUAAGAGAUAGUGAAACGUAG
Messenger RNA from Leptosia nina, 2676 nucleotides. NCBI's taxonomy places the organism in Eukaryota, Metazoa, Arthropoda, Insecta, Lepidoptera, Pieridae. The record is from the annotation of a GenBank genome assembly.